Messenger RNA from Opisthorchis viverrini, 2129 nucleotides. RefSeq lists its product as hypothetical. The transcript is spliced from 2 exons. Bases 1 to 900 code for a protein of 299 amino acids. The record is from RefSeq and is a predicted model, not a curated record. NCBI's taxonomy places the organism in Eukaryota, Metazoa, Platyhelminthes, Trematoda, Opisthorchiida, Opisthorchiidae.
AUGCGUUUCCUGGAUUUGAAUGCUGCCUUUAAAAUGACAUGCGAACUACAACAGCAUAUUGUCAAUAUAAUCUUUGCUCGCCAGCGGCGUAUGACGGAACAGGAGAUCGAAUUCCAGAUAAGAAUGAUAAAACCAGAACCAGGUGAUAGAGAACUGGGAACUCAAGAAGAUGCAGCAGUCCCCAGCCAGAGUUUUAUGCCACUGGAUGCUCCGGGUCCAGCUUCCACGGCGUCUUCUACUCCCGAUACAGAUCCAUCAGCCAACACCUCCGACGGCCACGGAAUCUUCCCACCAGAAGCUGCAAACAAUGACGCGACCGUCCCAACGGAUAAUGUCCGUCAACCUACAAAAAGGCAUCGAUUGGUCGCACUGGGAACUCUGCAUCCAGAUUUGGCGACGGGAUUAAGAUCACCUGACGAUCUAUCCAGCCAGGUUCCUUGUACCGCUUGCCACUUACGAGUGCAAACAGGUUGCGAGGCCGCAGCCACCAUGGCUUGUCCAGCAUGUCCCGGACAACCCGCGAUUUGUUCUGCUCAAUGUUUUCGCUGGUGGCACAAUAACACUAAGCCAGCGAACGAAGCAUUCAAGACGUGCAUUACCCCAACUGAGGUAGACGUGCGUCCACCAUCGUUCUUUGAGACACUUAAUCAACUCAGUCAUUUCGGCCCCUCACCAGCGGUUGCAUUCCACCGGUCCUUCCCAGCAGCAGUGUGCAAACGCCGUCGCAAGGUGACAAUGCGUGCUGGGCGUCGAUAUAACUGCAACCUCAAACGGUCCCGUUCUAAGGCGGCACAUGGCGGCACACGAGUACACGUAGCGUCUAGACGUGGUAACAGAAUGCGAAGGCACGUCAACAGAUAUUCACCAGUAAUCCCAAACUCCCAGGAUCCCAGUCAAUGACACGAGAAGUGUACAACCCCCAAUCAAAUGGAGAAAAAUCACGUAUUUGCGUCAGUAGAUUAUCUCUGUACAAAGGCAUUUUAUGUAUCGCAAAUUCCAAGAUCACAUGCUUGCAUCUUGUCCUCUUCGCGCUCUAGAAAAUAAUUGUGCUUCACCACGUAACGAACGCAUUGCAUAAGUUGGUUUCUUUCUGUCCGCAUUUCGUCGGCCAGGAGCUGUAUUGGAUGGGGAAAAACGUGGCAUGUAACAAGUGCAGCGAAAUGAAGAAGGAUCCGACCUGCCAGUGGAGACAAACGCAGGUCGCCUCCAAAACCUCAAGUGCCAUCUCGUGCAAGUGAUUCUAAAAGUAAGAUUUACCCCGACAAUGAGUAGCAAAAAGUAAAGAAACUGACAAUAAACAGACCACUUGCAAUGUCGUAGGUAGGCGGUUUGAAGAAACUGAAAGGACACGUGAGAGCGUAGAUGUCAUGGACUACAAGGGAUUAGGAAGUGAAAUAACGCCGUAGAAAUCAGCCACAUUGUUGAGGAAAGUAUGACCUCUUCACCUGUUGUGUUCCCUAGCGUUUAAAUUCUGAGAACAAGAGAUAAAUCACCUUUGGCUGAAUACCAUAUCACGUGCCUCACCUCGGUUUUUCUACUUAAGUGACCGCAGUCGAGUGAACCGCAUUUUCACUGAUCACGUGAGGAUUAAGUAUUUUGUGAUAGGCAUGUCGAGUCCCCACUAAAAAAGAACCUGAAUGCAUUGCUGCGAGGUGCGCCAAUUGACCUUGCAGAUGUUUCAUCCUGCUUUUCAUUUAUCUGCAAAGUUGUUUCCAAAAAUAGUUGAUUCAUUCUCCUCUCCAACAAAUAUAUCACCAUUUUCAAUGGAUGCACACCUAACAUUCGACCGUCAAGUUAAGGCACGGUCAAUAGUAUUGCUCACCUGAGUUGGCUUGCUUAAAAUUCUAAUUCUCUUACGCUAGAACACGGACUGAAGGUAAUGAUGCUGGGGGCAGUGUACAAUGAUUUCAAACGUGUCGAGCCGCUAGUAACAAGUUGACCUUGCGAGAUUUGUAGAAGUCGCGUUCACACCACUGGUUGAAUUCAGAUUCUAAAAAUCUCGCAACCACCCACAACUGAUCCAAAAUUGCUGAGAGGCUUCAGACGUCCGUGGCGUUAUCUGAGUGUGAAGUGCUGACAAAUCGUUCAGCUGUGACACCCUUCCGGUGCCUAGCUGUCAUGCCACCCGA